Orussus abietinus is the source of this 3444-nucleotide messenger RNA. RefSeq names its product RNA polymerase II-associated protein 1. The transcript is spliced from 8 exons. Lineage: Eukaryota; Metazoa; Arthropoda; Insecta; Hymenoptera; Orussidae. Gene Ontology annotation, biological process: transcription by RNA polymerase II. The coding region runs from base 49 to 3420 and encodes 1123 amino acids. Gene Ontology annotation, cellular component: nucleus. The record is from RefSeq and is a predicted model, not a curated record.
UUGUUUACUAGUAUAUGAGAUUGGAAGAGUAAGAAGUUUAAAACAAAAAUGGAUGUUAAAAAUACUGAACCCGGAGGAAUGUUUGACGCAAUACAAAAUGUACCCGCGAUGCCGUCGAGUGUAAUUCUUGGGAAUGUUAUUGAAAGGAAGUUUGACGCUAAAAAAUAUGAAUUUAAAAUGGUAUCUAGGUUAUCUCCUGAUAUUCCAGAAUCUGGCUUUCCAAAAGCCUUUGUCUCUGACAACAAGAGUGCAGAAGGUGGGAAAAGUUUAUUUUGGCAGAAAGUAUCGAGAAAACGAGCAGAUGUUGAAAAGCUGAACGAAAAAAGAAAUAUUGAUACAAAGGAAAGUAGCAAUAUACCUGAUGCGAACGAGAUCCACGAGUUAAGUGUUCAAAAAUUAAAUUCCAUGAGCAAAGAAGACAUUCUGCAAGAAAAAGCAAAGUUGGAAGCUUCUCUAAGCCCAGAUUUGAUAGAAUUUAUUAAGAAUAGGAAAAGAAAGCAAAAUGAUAUGAAAGAAAGUCUUCACUUUGAAAAACAUACGAUAGAUUCAGAGCCAAGCACUUGUUCACCGAGUCAUGUCCUAGAAUCGCAUAAGAUUCCUAAAUCUGUGAAGGAUUCUGAUGUAAAACAAUGUAACACAAAUCUCGAAAAUAUGUGCAUCGAUUCAGAUCAAGAAUUAAAUAAUACGAACAAUAAUGAACUGCCAAAACCUUCCGUAGAAAUGUUUGAGACAGCCAAGCAGGAAGGCUGGGUUCAUAUGGAUACUAUUGAACCUGAAAAAUUAAAGUGGAUGCAAGAUUUACCCACUGAAAAUAAUAAAGAUCCUCUUCCUGAAGAACCAUAUAAUGCAAGGUUCAAUUUUAAAGGUAUAUUGCUUCCAUAUAAAGACAAAAACCUUACAGUAGAUAAAGGUCUUCAUCAUCACGGUGAAGAACCUGAUCGCCCAGGAUAUUCCCUUCAAGAAUUGCUGCAACUCAGUCGUUCGUCAACUCCACAGCAGCGAUGUACUGCUAUUAAUACAUUAGCCAAUAUUAUGGAAAAUACUCGGAAGGGUUGGUAUGACAAAGCACUGCAACCAAGCCUAUUAUCAACAUUAAAUCAACGAAACCUUUUACUGCUCUUAAGAUUUUCUUUGGAUGACACAUCUGUGGCCGUAGUUACGGCAACGUUGCAAGCAUUACGAGCAUUUUUGUUUAGUGAAGUGGAUGAAGUAUGUUUAGAUAAACUGCUGGCUUCAAAUUAUUAUUCAGAACCUAUAUUAUUACCUCCACCGACGGAUGUAACUGAUACAAGUGCUUUAAAAGAUCAUGAGUUGGCACAGAUUGAUACCGUUGCCACUGCUUUAAGAUCUGAAAUUGUUAUGCGGAUAAGGUAUAUUCUCAGUGAAAUACAUCCACCUCCAAUUGGAGUAAUAGCUGCAUUGGACAUUUUAACACGUCUUGCGAGACAUUCGCAAAAAGUUGCUUUGGAUAUUGCAAAUUUUCCGUAUCUCUUGGAAACUAUUGUUCAGAAUUUUAUACCAUUAUCUACUGACAAAUUAACAAACCAAGCCAAGAUUGAUAAUUCGUACGGAGUUCCAGUAGCUGCUGCGAUUCGAUUGUGUCGUGUUUUAGUAACAUAUGCUGGGAGAGUAGUUGCUGAGAAACUGGACAAUAUGAAAAUAAUGCAUUCUAUUUUGUCAUACAUAAAUUGUGACACGAGUCAACAUGGAGUUCAUGUGCGCAUCGAAAGCUUAAGGUUAUGGAACAUUUUGCUGAAGCAUAAGGUGUCUUUAGACAGCACCAGUGGUGCACAAUUAACACUAAUAUCUCAACUACAAUUACUUUUAUGUAACAACAACCUUGAAGAUGCUUCUGAAUUAACUUGCGAAUAUGCAGUUGCUCUUGUACUCAUAGCUGCUCAUGAGUCGCCGUUAAAACGAUUCAUUACACCUUUACUAUUCAAGUGGAGUACUCAGUUAGCAUCAGCAUCUGUAAUUACUCGAUGCAGUACAAUUUUAAUUGCCCAAACUUUAUUGUGUGCUGAUGACAUCUCGUUCAUGAACCCAUCAUGGAUAUCAAAUAUAAAGAUAUUCUCCAAUCUUUGUGCAACUUCAAAUUUACUCAGUGGGUUUGCGUUGCCAAGUGAACGAGACCCAUCAUCUCUUCCCAGUCUCGGAGUCCUUACCGAAGGUGGAAAAUUGCAACCAGUGGUAUCCCCGAUGUCUUGUAUCCCAUUUCUGUCAACGGUAUUAAGUGUUUAUAGCAAGUCAUUAUGCAAGACGGAAUUGCGUAGAAUUUUUAGUGUACCCGAUUUUAUUGGCUACCUUCGAAGACUCGAAAGGACUCAAUGGUGCUUGGAAAAAUCCUGGUUCACGCGAAUAGAACUUGGGCUGUUAACAGCUAUCGUCGAAUGCGGAAUUCUUCUAGGAGACGACUUAGAUGACGCUUUGAAACAGCUUAUAUGGAAAUUAGCUAUUAAACUUGUAGCAGCGUUGCCAGCAGAUGCUCCGCAAGAUGUCAGGCAAAUGCUGGGAGUUGCCUUGCCCAUAGAGAAGUUUAAAAUAGGGAUCCUGUCAAACGUCCUGAGCAGAUUAAAUUUAGACGUAGAAGAGGGAAUCAUUGAACUCGACUUACCAUAUAAUUUGGUAGCAUACUACGAGGUCUACGUCUCUAUAAAUGGCAGUUGGAAUCAGGCUGCGAUGCCAAAGGAUUGGCUGUAUCUGCCAUUAAUAAACCUCCAUGCCAAGUGCAAAGAGGGUUACGAAUGCAACGAAAAUGACAGAAAGGUCAUUAGCACUUUGUUGAGUCUCGAGCUGACAUUGCCAGAAUUAAAUCAAGGAUUGUCCCCCAAUUUGAGAUUCAGUAGACUCUUGUUGGUAUAUUUAUGCGACACUUUAUUCUUGUACAAAAAUGUGUCUGCACUGCUUUCGCAGGCUAUUUCGGAUUUGGUUAAAAAGCAUUACGAGGAGAUUGACUUUACGGUUGAAGUGCCUGGAUUGAGCUCCUUCACGGAUUUGUAUACUGCUUUGUGCGAACACUUCUGUGGCGUUUCGUAUGGCGACUCGGGAUUUGCAGCUGCUUUGUUGGUACCCAUUGCACAAAGGCAUGAUGUACAUUACAGGAAAUUAUUAUGGUCGGAGCAUGCUGGAGCUUUGAGGUCUCUACGCUUACCCUCCGAUAAACUCAUUGUACCUUUGAAAGAGUAUCUGUUCCCUCUUGAAGAGGACACGUCGUUAAUAAAUUCCUACAUGACUGCUCUCGUCAGAGGAACAAUCCAAAAGGAAUGGUCUCCGAUUCCAUUCUUAAUUGCCUUGCAUCAUUCCGCAAUGUAUCUAAAACGUACCGAUGCACUCGCUAUCAAAAUGAGAACACAGGUCGAGAGGCUAAACAAUCCUAAACUAGUGGAGCAAUUGUUGCAUUAUGUUCAACCAGAACUGUGAUGGUGAUUAGGUUUUUAUUUCAAU